UACUUCCUUCACAUGUGAGCCAAUUAAGAUCCGGCCAAGUCAUUUAUUGAGAUUCACAUGACUCCACACAUUUGCUCCUUUGGGAAAAUAGAUAACUGACACAUCUUCAACCUUUUCACCGCCCUCUCUUAGAACUUUAAAGGUUUAGCUACAAAUUCAAUUCAAAUCAGAGACUGAAAUCAAACCACACAACCAAAUCAAACAGUGGUCGACAACGAUGGAGAACAACGCCGAGGAGUCGCGGAAGCAAGCGAGGCUCGCCAUUAUGGAGCUGGCGAACAUGAUAAGCGUUCCCAUGUCCCUCAACGCCGUCGUUCGCCUCAACGUCGCUGACGCCAUCUGGCAAGGCGGUUCCAACGCUCCUCUCUCCGCCGCACAGAUCCUUGAGCGCGUUCUUCCUGGCGGCGACGCUGAGAACCUCCAGCGCGUCCUCCGUAUGCUGGCUAGCUACGGCGUCUUCGAGGAGCACAUCGGCGGCGGCAAAAGAACAUACUCCCUGACGGACGUUGGCAAAACGCUCGUUUCCGAUGAACAAGGCCUAUCCUAUGCGGCUUAUGUUCUCCAACACCACCAGGAUGCGUUGAUGAGAGCAUGGCCAUUGGUACAUGAGGCAGUUGUGGACCCUACGAGGGAGCCCUUUGAGAGGGCAAACGGAGAGGCAGCAUACAUGUACUAUCUGAAGCAAUCAGAGAUGAACGAGUUAAUGUUGAAGGCCAUGUCAGGGGUCUCAGUGCCCUUUAUGAGGGCAAUGUUGGAUGGAUAUGAUGGCUUCCAAGGUGUGGAGAAGUUGGUGGACGUGGGUGGCAGCGGCGGUGACUGCCUCCGCAUGAUCUUGCAGAAACACCCCUCCAUCAAGGAAGGAAUCAACUUUGACCUCCCUGAAGUUGUCGCCAAAGCACCACAAAUUCCAAGUGUAACCCAUGUGGGUGGUGACAUGUUCAAAUAUAUUCCCCAAGCGGAUGCUAUCUUUAUGAAGUGGGUGCUGACAACAUGGACCGACGAGGAAUGCAAGCACAUAAUGGUGAACUGUUACAAGGCACUUCCAAAGGGAGGAAAACUAAUGGCUUGUGAGCCAGUGCUUCCAGAAAAUUCCGAUGAUAGUCACAGAACCAGAGCAUUGCUUGAGGGUGAUAUAUUCGUGAUGACAAUCUACAGAGCCAAGGGGAAGCACAGGACUGAAGAACAGUUCAGGCAGCUAGCCAUUUCAGCAGGUUUUAAUCGUUUCAGAUCCUUUCAUGUUGACCAUUUCUAUACCGUCCUUGAGUUUCAGAAAUGAAAAGUUAACUGCUCAGUGUUUCCAUGAUUUUAUGGACUGAAUCUAUGUGGUUCGUGGUAUAAUUUGGUUAAAUGUUUUUGGAUAUAUGUGUUGGUUGGUUCAAAACAUCAAAUUAAAUAAAGGCUUAAUCCUGUUUUUGAUCCCUAA
Molecule: messenger RNA, 1423 nt
Organism: Lotus japonicus
Lineage: Eukaryota; Viridiplantae; Streptophyta; Magnoliopsida; Fabales; Fabaceae
Product: nicotinate N-methyltransferase 1
Exons: 4
Coding region: 218-1276 (352 amino acids)
Biological process (GO): methylation
Molecular function (GO): S-adenosylmethionine-dependent methyltransferase activity; O-methyltransferase activity
Source: RefSeq, a predicted model, not a curated record